AUGGCCGCUCGCUGGAUCUCUUCCCAAGAAAUUGCUCGCCACGAUACCCUCGAGGACUGCUGGCUGGUUGUUGACAAUCAGGUCUGGGACAUGUCCGCCUUUGCCCCAGAUCACCCCGGUGGUGUAGAGAUCAUACUUCGGUUUGCGGGUCGUGACGCGACCGCUGCCUAUAAUCAGAUCCAUAGUCCGGACCUCAUCAAGAAGGCUCUUCCACCGACUCAACUCAUUGGUCAGCUUGAUCUGUCCACGAUAGACAAGACGUGGAGCCAGAAAUCUAGUCUCCCGUCAAAGUCAUCCUCAGUGAGGCCGCCGCUGAGUACGAUCCUCAGCAGCCAUGACUUUGAAGAGAUUGCCCGGCACUCUCUGUCAAAGAAAGCCUGGGCUUUUUACUCCAGCGCCGGCACGGAUCUGAUUUCCGUCAGAAACAAUUCAUUGUUCUACCAGCGUAUCUGGAUGAGACCGCGACUGCUGCGCAAUGUCUCGACAGUCAGCACGCAGGUCACGAUCCUCGGAGCCUCAUUCGCGCUGCCUGUGAUUGCGGCGCCAGUCGCCCUCGCCCGACUGGCCAACCCUUGCGGUGAAAAGGGCAUUGCCCGCGGCGCUGCGAGAACGCGCACGGGAUAUUGUAUCCCCAUCACCGCGUCAUACCCGGCCGAAGAAAUCAUUGCGUCGGUCAACCGCGAUCAUCCAUUCUUUUUCCAGCUCUAUGUCAACAAAAAUCGCGCAUCAUCAGAGGAUAUCCUGGGCCGGGUUUGGGACCUCGGCAUCCGCACCCUCUUCGUCACCAUCGACACUCCAACCCCCGGAAAGCGCGAAGCCGAUGAGCGCGUCCGCACGGAGGAGUCCAUUGCGAUGCCCAUGACGGGCACCAACGCGAGCCAGGACGCCAGGGGAAGCGGGAUUACCCGGACCACGGGAUCUUUCCUCGACGGGGCACUAUCAUGGGAUGAUCUCACUUGGCUACGCAAGCACUGGCAGGGCAGGCUAGUGCUCAAGGGGGUUCAGUCUGUCGAAGAUGCACUGCUGGCGAUGGAUGCACAGGUGGAUGGAAUCGUUCUGAGGUAA
This is a messenger RNA of Penicillium diatomitis, 1065 nucleotides long. RefSeq lists its product as uncharacterized. The record is from RefSeq and is a predicted model, not a curated record. Bases 1 to 1065 code for a protein of 354 amino acids. Gene Ontology annotation, molecular function: oxidoreductase activity. The transcript has 3 exons. NCBI's taxonomy places the organism in Eukaryota, Fungi, Ascomycota, Eurotiomycetes, Eurotiales, Aspergillaceae.